CGCCAGGGGCGGGGUGCGGGCAGUUUGGGGAUGGGGGGCGCUGUCGGAGAGAGGAAGGGAGGGAGCGGGGGUGGGGCGCACAGACGAUUGGAACAGGAGAGUGGAAGAGAUUUUGAAAGGUCAUCUCGUCCUUCCCCCAGCCUCCAAGCUGGACUGCCCCUCCCACCCUAAACCCGGACAUACCAGGCAAGGAGUUGGCUCUGCCGCUCUUUCUGCCCCAACAUGCACAGACUCGGGAAGUUCUUCCUGGGGUUUUAUCUCAAAGCCUCUCCCUUAUAUUUUCUGUCUCUCUUUUGGGGGAGGAGGAGGGGCGAUUAGAGAGAUAGUUAAUGUCUGCCGUAUAAGAAACAUUAUUAAAGUUACUCUUCGGUCCUUUCUGUUCUUGAUAAACAAUUCCAGCUCCUUCCUCUUGAGUUCUAUUUUCCAUUCCUUAAGUCACUUUAAUGGCUCUUCAAUACAACAAAUAUUUACUGAGUUCUUACUAAGUACCAGGCACUAUGCUCAGCGCUGUGGGGGAUGCACAGAUAAGGGGCAUUGUGGUCUCCUUCCUCCAGGAGCUUGUAGUCCAGACAGGGGCUACGAUCUUAUAAAUAGCAUACUCAGAUUUAAUCGAUAUUUAUUGAGUGCCUCUUCACAUAGUUAAUAGCAUAUAAUCCUUACAAUAACCCUCUGAAAUAUAACUAGUCGCCAUUUAAAUGUAAGGAAAAUGAGGCUCAAGGAGUCUCUUUCCCCAGCCAGUCACUGGUCUGCAAGCCCAGGAAUGCUCAGAGCAAGACGAAUGUCUCACAUUCUGGCAGGCCAUCGCCACCAAAUAAAAUUAAUGCCCGUGAAAAUCGAGGAGGAAGACGUAGACACAGCAGUUUUCUGGAUCCUUUUAAAAUGGAAUUCCCACUCCCCAGAAAAGGAAAGAGUGGGUACAAUGUUCCAGUGAGGCUUGGCCCGGCACUGAGCAGGGCAGAAGUGGCUUACAAAGAAGGCCACUCGCCUCCCAGUAGUAACUCCCAGAGGUAUUCUGGCUCAGUUUUCUUCUACUAUCAAUAAUAAGAAAUAAUGAUGAUGAUAAUAGCUACUAACAUUAUUAAGCUCUUACAUGCCAGGUGCUGGGCUGAGCUGGUUCAUAUGAAUUUUCUCUUUUAAUACUCAAGACAACUCUUUGAGAUUGGUAUUAACUGCCCUUAAUAAACAAGGAAACAGAGAUGAAGUAACUUGCCCAAGGACACCCACGUAGAUCUGGUAUUUGAACAUAGGACUGGUUGCCUGCAGACCAAGACAGCCUUUCCUAUCUUUGAUCUAUAGAGUGUAUAUUUGGGCCCAGCUAUAAGGUCACUAUGACUCAGAAUUGACUCGAUGGCAAUGAGUUUGGGUUUUUUUUUUUUUUUUUGGCUCUGCUCCUUUCUGUAGAAAUAAAUGGCUCCAUCUCAACUUCUGAAUAAGCCCUUUAGUAUACGGGCAUCAGGCUCAUCAGGAUGACCUCAUCAGUACCACUAACAGUUAUUAAGCACCAGCCCUUAGUAAACAACUCUUCACACAUAUUAUUAGUCCCCUUUUAUCUGUGAAAGGUUUAAAUAGGUAGAAUAAUAAUUCUUGGAUAAUAAUUUAUCCAAGGUCACAUAGCAGGCAUACUAGCAGAGCUGGAUUCUAGUUCAGAUCUGUCUCUCUGCAAGGCACCUUCUAGCUCUCAAAAAUACUAAUUACUGCAAUAGUGUCUUUCCCAAGACUAACCAUUUUGGGUCCAUCCUCUAUACAUCUCUAGAUGCAGGUUAUCACUGAGACAGAAACAAUCACAGCCAUAAACAGGUUUCUCCAUCCACUUAGUUGGUUUCUGAUGCAGAGCAAAUCCUUCGAAAUGGGAAGGUGGAGAAGCAGUCCCGAAAGUGAGAGGCAGGAGGCCAGAGAUUUAAAUCUUACCUGGUCUGGGGACAAAGCUGCAAGUGGUAAUGACAGGGACCAAUCCAGACAGUAAUGUGGGAUUUCCCUAGAGAAGAGCAAGUAAUUUGAGGAGGAAGGAUAGAAAUGGGGGGAAAUUAGGGCCCAGGGUGAUGGUGUCCAUCAGGAUGAGGCUAGUGAUCAGAAGAGGAACCCAGGGUCGGGGGAGGUGGGGGCAACAGAAAAUGGAAAGAGCAAGAGGCAGGGAUGGGUAUUUUGUGGAAUGAACUGAGGCUGGCACCAACCAGGGCCACUCCCUGGAUCCUUUGGCCCUCAUAGGGACCUUUGCCCCACCACACCCCAGCCCUGACAACCUGUCUUGCCAGAGCAAGUGUGUCGUAUGCUCUGAGCUACCAGGCCCCUCUGGGAGCCUCAGGCCCCUGCUGGGUCCCAUCCCUUCAGAGAAGCUACUUCAUACUAGGUAGGUGUGAGGCCCCGGGCCUGAACCCCCUGGAUACUGAAAGCAGGUAGGGGGGCAGCUGAAGGAGACAUUGCUGAGUGUCCUGCCUCCUGAUAGACAGGCCCCAUAACUCAUUUUUCCCAGCCUAGGAAGCACCCAGUUCCAGUAGUCAAAGGAGCCAUGGAGGAGACAGCGGGUCAGCGAAAGUGGGAGAGAUCCAGCAUUCAUCUGGAAAAGCUACGGCACUGGGCGAGGCACAAGCAGAGUGGGCACAUCUUGGUGCUGGCGGUGAGCCAGCUCUGGCUGGCAAUGGCUGUGGUGCCCUUUGCUGUCUCUGUCGCCUGCUUGAACUCUGCUUGUCACAUGGCCACAGCGCUGCCCCUUGGGCCUGCAGCCUCGGGUCUCCUCUCUGGGACUGUCACCCUUGAGCUGCGCAGAGCACCUCGCCUCUGGAAGGUGCGGGCCAUGAUGAUAUUGAAUAUCUUCAACCUGAUCUUGGCCUUCAUUGUGGUGGUGGUGGAGGUGAUGAAGACAGCCUUGACACCUGCCCCAACAGCCCCCUCCCAGCUAGCCGGCUUGCUGGUGCUGGAGCUCAGCGCUGAGGCCUUCACCCUAGGGGGAGUGCUGGUCUCAGCAUAUGCCCUAUUCCUGUUGAGCCAGAGGAAGCCAGGAUGCUGCAGGAGCCAGAGUCUGCACUAUGAGGAGCUGCAGGAGGGUCUCUCUGAAUUGGAAGAGGUUCCAGUUUUGGAGAAUGGCCCCACGGUAGCUAGUACAGCAAACGAAACAAAUAAGUGAGCUGGCAAGGGGAGGAUGCUGCUGGCGCGACCGUUCUCCAGGCCCGCCUGCACCCCAUUCCGCCGAGCUCAGAAGCUAGAUGAGACUCCAGCGAGACGUAUGUGAAGCCCGACGGAGUACCUUCAGUUUCCACUCAGAGCAGGCCCCUUUUCUUCCCUUCCUCGCUGGAAGUUAUACCUGGUCCAGAGUCCUCCCCCACCUCACCGCCCUAUAGACCCUGCCCUCGCAGGGCAUCCCUUAGGCCAACCUUCAGUUAUAGCCACUUCCUGGCUUCCAUUCUCAUCCUCCUUCCCCAUUGGCUCCCCACUGCAGCUUCACAUAUGCCCUAUCUCACUACUCUCUUCCGUCCACCUCUCACAAUCCCUUUCACUCCAAGCGCUCGUUUCUGCACAGGCCAACUCUCCGAGUUCAACUCCUGGGGGCCUCAGAUGUGCCUUCCAUCCGGCCCCUUUUUACUCCAGCGGAGACUACGAGUCCCAGGAUGCUCAGCUACCCCGCGGCCCGCUGGGAAAUAAAGAGCCUUCCCUUCACUGUAGGGGCGCUGUGUAUCUAAUCAUUGAUGCGAGGCGCUGAAAGUCAGGGACUAAUCGAAAAUUUCUCCGGACGCGACCACUAUCCCCGCGUGUGGGGGAACCGGGCGGGUCACCCAGCUCGGGGGCCCGCUGUCCCAAUCAUGGCAACCGAGAGCUGACUAUGGGUCCACACCUCUCUCUCUGGCAGCUUCGGAGACAGGCGGGCGCUGGGUGCCGGCCCUCAGCGGAGGUGGGGUUUCCUAGGUGCUGUCGCUUGGGCCCCUCGCACAAGUGGCCAGGUCCAAAGUCCUGAGAUUUGGAGCGCGCGCGAGAUAGAGGCUGGAGAUGAUGAGUCAGAAGCGCAGGGCCCUUCUCGGCCUCCUCCCGCGGAGGUUGGGCGCGGAUGAAGGCAGACUUGCAGGGCAGGGGGG
Messenger RNA from Loxodonta africana (African savanna elephant), 4064 nucleotides. RefSeq names its product transmembrane protein 253 (gene TMEM253). The coding region runs from base 2507 to 3121 and encodes 204 amino acids. The record is from RefSeq and is a predicted model, not a curated record. The transcript is spliced from 6 exons. Lineage: Eukaryota; Metazoa; Chordata; Mammalia; Proboscidea; Elephantidae.